AUGCCACGCGUUUUUUUACCUCAAAUAUUAUGGCAUAGUAAAGAUAACAAAAGAAGUGAUCGAAUUUAUUCUGUUGAUAUACAACCAUAUCCCAACUAUUACAGUGUGAAAAAGUUAAGUAAGAAAUAUGAAUUAUUUAAAAAAUUCAUAAAAGACAAAGAGAAUAAAUGUGACACACAUUUUGUGAUACAAAAGGAAGAAGAAAAUAAAAAUGGUAAUAUUCCCUCAUUUUCCAUCCAUUUUAAUGGCUUAGUAAAAAAUGAGAACGAAAUAAAUCACUUAAUAAAUAAUAACAACAAUAACAAUCUGAUAAACCACCAUAAUCAUGAAAGUUUUGCCCGUAUUAGUGAGGAAAUUAGUGAUACCUUAGAAGACCCUAAUGAAAACAGUAGAACAAAGGAAAAUAAUACCCACAUUGAUCACAAUUCAGUGAAUAGCACAGCUAUUUAUAGAUCCCUCCAAGAAAAUAAUAUUCCAACAACCUUAAAAAAUGAGGAAGAAGGUGUAGAGAGUGAAAGUGAUGACGAAGAAGAGAAAAAAAGAAUGAAAGGGGAAAAAAAAAAAAGAGCCAUUAAGUUUAAUAUAGCUACAUGUGGUGCCGAUGAAUUUGUACACUUGUGGCGCAUAUACAUAAAGGAUGAUUUGAUAGUAAAAUGUCUAAGCAGAUUUAUUGGGCAUAACGGAGAAAUAAAUUGUGUGCGUUUUAAUAAAAAUGGUAGAUACAUAGCCAGUGGUGGGGAAGAUAAGUUUUUAUACAUUUGGGAAAAGAGCAAAAAACCAAAGAACAUACCAUUGGGAUAUGAUACAAGCUUUUUAGACUAUAAAGAAUGGUGGAAUAUAGUAGGAUCAUUUAGAUGCAGUGGAGUUAUUAAUACUAUCAUUUGGUCAAACAAUGAUACCCUAUAUAUAGGAAAUGAAGAUAACAACAUUAACAUAAUCGAAUUUGUUAAAAAUUCUAAUUGUAAAGUAAAAGUUUUAGAAGGUCAUGCUGGAAUUAUUCAAGGAAUAACAUUAGAUAUGAAUAACGAGUAUUUAGCAUCCCUUAGUGCUGAUCAGACACUCAAAGUAUGGAAAAAGAAAAUAGAUGGAAAAUCAUGGAAACUAGAAAAUUCGAUAAGAAAUAUAAAAGCUGAUCAACUUGAAAAAAGAUCCACAGCAUACAUCACUUAUGAUGAAUACGAGUAUGGAGAGAAGGUUGUAGACAGGAAUGAGCAAUCCUCAUAUAAAAAGGAAUGCAGGAGGGAAGUGCAAAGUUUACAUAACGAUUUUGUGGGAGAAUCCUCAAACGAAAAAUGCCGAGAAGUAGGUGAAAACCAUACUGAUAAAGAAACAGGGAAAUAUAAAGUAAUGCAAGGAACACGAAUAGAAGAUGAAGAUGAAGAAGACAAGUAUGAUGGUGAUAAUAAAAAAAAGUUCAUACAAAAAAAUGAAAAAGAAUUACGAGAAAAUGAACAACUAGACGAAGAAGAGGAAGAAGAGGAAGAAAAAAAAUUAAAAAGAUGCUUAUUUUCAAGCGAGGAAAUGCUUCCUUCCUUUUUUAGACGCAUUGAUUUUUCCCCUAAUGGAGAAUUUUUAAUAACACCAAGCGGUAUUCAAUUCGAACAAGUUGAUAAAAUUCAUGAUAAAAACAUAAAACCAGAAGAAAAUGUAAAAACAGUUAGUCACAUAAAAGCAUACAGUUGCUUUUACAUAUAUCAUAAAAACUUAUUUGUAAGGUAUAACAUUCCAUUUUUUACAGUUUUUUCACAAACUAGCCAUUUUUUAGUAGCAAAGUUUAAUUGCAAUACAUUUAAGUUAAGAACACAGAAUAAUAUUCUCAAAAGAUGCUACAAGCAUUUAUUGAAUCCACAUUCAAAUAUAAAAGACGUGACAACUGAUUCCAAUAAAAAAAGAAAAGUUUUCGAUAAAACAUUAUUUAUUAAUGAGCUAAAAAAUUGUGAUCACUUGAUCAAAUUAAAUUAUGAAAAAACAUUAUUAUUUAACGAUACCGAAGCUCCGGAUGAUGUAAGCCAAGAUGUUAGUAGCACCAUAUCCGAUAGCUAUAUCCAAUAUGAUGACAUGAAGGAUAGUUUCUUAGAUUCCCCGGGGGACUACUCCUUGUCCAACAACGUUGACAAAAAUGAAGAAGUGCAGAAGGAAAAAGAGGAAUGCGAAGAUGAGGUGGAAGAGGAGGAAGAUCGCGACGAAAAUGGAGAAAAUGACGAAAAUGGCGAAAGCGAAGAAAAUGAGGAAAAUGACGAGAAUGACGAAAAAGGCGAAAAUGGCGAAAAUGACGAGAAUGACCAAAAUGACGAGAAUGACCAAAAUGACGAGAAUGACCAAAAUGACGAGAAUGACCAAAAUGACGAGAAUGACCAAAAUGACGAAGGGGAUAACGAAACAGAGGCACAUCUUGACCAAAAAAAGGACACCAGUGGCAAAUGCAAUGACGAAAAAACAAAUGAAUUGGACAAGUGUGAAACUAAAGAGAAAAAAGAAGAAAGGUUCAUUUAUUCCUUAGGAACCUUUGAUGGAAGCGUCUAUUUUUAUGACAGUGAAAUUUUAGACACGCCAAUUAGUAUAGUUAAAAAUAUACAUCUCUGUCCAAUAACAGAUAUAUCAUGGAAUAAUUUAGGAAAUAUAUGUGCAUGCUCAAGUUCAGACGGAUAUGUCAGCUUCUAUUAUUUUGAUGAAAAUGAAUUGGGGAAUGUUAAAUCAUACAAUAAUUAUUAUUUUGAGAAAAAUUGCAACGGUUUAACAUUUGAUGAACAUUAUUUUGAAAAUACAUUUUACAAUGAAAUCGAUUUUUUUAACAAGGACCAAUUAAAUGAUUAUACAUCUAGCGAGGAUGAAUGCGAUGACAGUAAUUUGUCUUUAAACAAAGAAGAAACCAAAGUUCGAAGAAUUAAUUUAAUAGUAGGCAAUGCAGCCAAUUUUGUCUUAGAACAAAACACCAAGAAGUGA
This is a messenger RNA of Plasmodium gonderi, 2943 nucleotides long. RefSeq lists its product as hypothetical. The transcript has a single exon. The coding region runs from base 1 to 2943 and encodes 980 amino acids. NCBI's taxonomy places the organism in Eukaryota, Apicomplexa, Aconoidasida, Haemosporida, Plasmodiidae. Gene Ontology annotation, biological process: DNA-templated transcription; chromatin organization. Gene Ontology annotation, cellular component: HIR complex; nucleus. Gene Ontology annotation, molecular function: protein binding; nucleosome binding. The record is from RefSeq and is a predicted model, not a curated record.